AUGGAUAAAUUAACGCUGAGUCUAAAAGAUAAGGAAUCUUCAAUAUUUUAUAAGCCAGCAUUGUAUGUGGUUGCAUCUUCCAUAGCUUUAUUAGGAUAUAGUGGGACUGUAGAUAUUUCCUCUAUUCUGCUACUUAGAAUGAAUCCAUUCAGGGACAGGAUCUGCAAGGUCUUCUCCACAGAUGGCUACUUUACAUUUGAGGACAUCCUUGGGAUGGCAUCUGUCUUCAGUUACCUAGCAUGUCCCACUCUUAAGAUUGAAUACGCUUUUCGGAUUUAUGAUUUCAACAAUGAUGGUUUUGUUGAUGAGGAAGAUCUCCAAAAUGUAAUCCGCAGAUUAAUCCAUAAGAAUAACCUCAGUGAGGAAGAAAUUGUGUCUCUGGCGAACCAUAUUUUGGAGGAAGCUGACUUGGAUAAUGACAGAAUGCUCUCUCUGGCAGAAUUUGAACAUGCUAUGAUAAAAUCUCCAGACUUCCUACAGUAA
Pseudonaja textilis is the source of this 483-nucleotide messenger RNA. The record is from RefSeq and is a predicted model, not a curated record. Lineage: Eukaryota; Metazoa; Chordata; Lepidosauria; Squamata; Elapidae.